This is a messenger RNA of Cherax quadricarinatus, 1873 nucleotides long. Lineage: Eukaryota; Metazoa; Arthropoda; Malacostraca; Decapoda; Parastacidae. The record is from RefSeq and is a predicted model, not a curated record.
GUCUUUCAGAGAUGUUUCACUUCAUCAACAAUGUGUGUAAGUUGGGAGAGGUGACACGCUUAUGGAUUGGUCCUCAUCCCAAUAUUCUUAUCAGCGGACCACGAGCCACUGAGGUGAUGCUGAGCAGUUCCAGGCACCUGGACAAGAGCCUUGAUUACCGCUUCCUGCAUCCAUGGCUCGGCACCGGCCUACUUACCUCCUCAGGAAGUAAGUGGCACUCCCGCAGAAAGUUACUCACUCCGGCCUUCCACUUCAAGAUCCUAGAGGACUUCCUGGGGGUGUUCAACACCCAGAGCAGCAAAUUGGUCAAGAAACUGACGAAGGUUGCAGACGGAAACGUUUUCAACAUCUUUCCUUACAUAACACUUUGUACCUUGGACAUCAUCUGUGAAACAGCCAUGGGUUGCUCUGUCAACGCUCAAGACAACGAUAAUUCAGAUUACGUCAAGGCAGUGUACAGAAUCAGUUACCUUGUGCAGCAACGGACAGCCGUCCUGUGGCAACAGUCAGACAUUAUUUACUGGCUGAUGGGGUACGCUAAGGAGCACGAUGCUUGUCUCAAGAUUCUUCACGAUUUUACACGACAAACCAUCACCAGAAGACGCAAAGCUUACGAGCAGAGGAAGCUGAAAAGUAAUGAAGAAGGCACUGAAUUACAAGGUGAGAAGAAGCGCCUUGCCUUCCUGGACCUGCUGCUGGAGUCAUCAACUGAGGGAGGGAAGAACCUGACUGACCAGGACAUACAGGAGGAAGUGGACACCUUCAUGUUUGAGGGCCACGAUACCACCACCGCCGCCAUCAACUGGAUGCUCUACCUCAUGGGCCAUCACCCACACAUCCAGGCUCGAGUUCAUGAAGAACUGGACAGCAUCUUCGAAGGAACAGACCGACCAGCCACCAUGGAUGACAUCCGACAGAUGAAAUACACUGAGAACUGCAUCAAGGAAGCUCUCAGAUUCUUCCCGUCUGUUCCUUACAUCGGCAGACAUCUCAAGGAAGACAUCGUUAUCAAUGAGCAUCGCAUCCCAGCGGGCUCAACGCUGAUGCUGGUGACAUACUCCUUGCACCGUGACCCUGACCAGUUCCCUGACCCCGAGCUGUUUGACCCUGACCGCUUCCUGCCGGAGAACACCAACAAGCGACACCCCUUCGCAUAUGUUCCCUUCAGCGCUGGGCCCAGGAACUGCAUCGGUCAGAAGUUCGCGAUGAUAGAGGAGAAGAUCAUAGUGAGCAGCAUCCUUCGUGAGUUCCGCGUUGAGAGUAUCACCAGCGGAGAUGAUCUCCAGCUUCUUGGUGAACUUAUUCUCAAGCCUAAGAAUGGCAACUUGAUCAAACUCUUCCCCCGAGCAAACCAGAACCAAGAGACAUGAAGCCCACUCCUCCCACACUCCCCCGACUAACUUUGCUAGGAUUAAAUCUUAUUGGCUGCAAUUCAGUCAUCAAGGUUUCAUUUAAUUUGCACAAUGACAUUAAGCAUAAUAUCUAAUAGAUGUUAAGGUAAACUCUGGGUAUAUUCACUGAAUAAAUAACUUUUAGAUAAGCAUACUCUGUUUGCACACCUUAAUAAGGUCACAGUAAACAGGUGAUAUCACAAUAUGCAGAACAACCACUGUGGACAAAUAAUAGAAUUCCAAGUGCUUUUGUGAUUUCUCACAUUAUCAAGGAAAUAGAAAAAAAUCAACAGGGAGACAUAAAAGGAACGAGACUACACCUCACAUCCACCACACAACACUUGACUUUUUAUGAUGAUGUAAGCAUUAAGAAAUUAACUUGUCAAAUGUAUUUUAAAUUCUUCCCACAUUUUAAUAAUUAUAAACGAAUCCAAUUUGUAAAACCCUAUAAACCAAAAGCAAUAUUCAUAUUAUUUUCAAAA